Molecule: messenger RNA, 912 nt
Organism: Rotaria sp. Silwood1
Lineage: Eukaryota; Metazoa; Rotifera; Eurotatoria; Philodinida; Philodinidae
Source: the annotation of a GenBank genome assembly
AUGCCAAUCAAUGCAUUUCAACGUAUAUUUGAUUUUGGUUCAAAAAAAGAUGAUACAAAAAAUGUAACAUCAUCAGAUGCUAUUAAACGUUUAUCUGAUGUUGAAGAAAUGCUCAAUAAAAAACAACAACAUUUAGAAUCACAAAUUGAAGAAGAAAAAACAAAUGCAAUACGUUAUUCAAAACAAGGAAAUAAACGUGGAGCAAUAAUGGCUUUAAAACGAAAGAAAAAAUUUGAAAAAACAUUACUACAAUUAGAUGGAACAUUAACAACAUUAGAAACUCAACGAGAAUAUUUACAAAAUGCAUCAACUAAUAUGGAUGUUUUACAUGUUAUGAGACAAGCAGCAAGUGCUUUAAAAAAAACAAAUCAAAAUUUAGAUGUUGAUCAAGUACAUGAUUUAAUGGAUGAUUUAGCUGAACAACAUACUGUUGCAGAUAAUAAUCGAAAAAUUCGUGAAGAAAUUAUAUCUGAUGUUCUUAAUUUAUAUAAUUCAAAUCCAACUGAUGAAUCAUUUCGUCAUUAUGCAUUAAAUGCACAAUUUGAAGAUCCAUUACAAUAUUCUGGAAAUCUUUCAUCAGUUAAAUCAGCUUUUAAAUCUUUACCAAAAAUUUUUAAAGAUUCUCAAGUAACGAAAAGUGAUGCUGAUAUAAAUACAAAUCCAAUGAAAUUAUAUCUUGAAACACAUUAUGAAUGGAAAGGUAUUAAGAAAGAAACAAUUAUACGUUCAAUUGUAUUACUUACAUUAAAUGAACAAGAACAAAUUAUUCGUCAUGAAGAACGAUGGAAUGGUGAACCAAUACCAAAUGCUGAAUCAGGAUUUUUUGGAAGAAUUAAAGAGGCAUUGCGUCAUGCUACAGGAAGUGUUGUACAUGCAAUGGUUGAUAGUGAAAAACCAGUGGAAAGAAAAUAA